UCAACGGUGAUUUCUGCUUUUGCGGAAUGCGAUUUCAAUAUGUGAUAAAAAAUGGAAACAAGGUUUAUUUGGGCGAAAGAGAAGAAUAAUUUUCACUAUAAUAAAUAACUUCAAAAAGAUUUUAAAUGCACAAAAUAUGUUGUAGUCCAAAAUUUAUGUAUCUAUUGUAGUAAUCAAUAAAUUCAUGCAUGUAAAAAUGUUGAAACAUUUGAAUUACAUUUUGUUAUACAGUCUAAUUUGCACUUGUAAUGGUUUGCAUCUAACUGGAAGAUGGAAUACUGGAGAGUUUUUUAAGUUUCUAUCAAAAUUUGGCUUUCAGAAAACUGACAGUCAUGAUCAUAUAAAUACUUUAGGUUUCAUUUAUGGUAACAUAACAUCUCCUGGUUAUGUCGAAACAAAACAUAAAGCCACUUUUGUUGUUGUUGAUCGGCAAUAUUUUUUAGAGUAUUACCGCCAAAGAAAUAAAUAUGAGUCAAAUCGAGAUCAAACUUGUGCUGCUAUGUUUCAGAAAAUUGAUACUGUUGCUUAUGAUAGAAACUGUAAAGAAAAUGGAACCGAGGAUUUUUUGAGAAGAGUACCUUGUCCAAUCGGGGAAUUAUGCGAAGAUGAAGAUGCUCCAGAACGAGUAGUUAAUGGGCAUCAAUUUACAUAUGCAGUUCUUGAUAAUACUCAGGCCAGAUUUUGGUAUGUUAGUCUUGUUGCUUGCUAUAGAAAUGGUACUGGAGACAAUUGUACUUGGAGAGAUUCUUCUAAAGAGAAUCUGAAUAUUGAUUAUGAUAUCUGGUUAGCGAAUGGCAAUCCCUAUGGUCCUCACAGGAAUCCAUUUGAGUUUCAACUUUCAUUUGAACAACAGGGAACUGUUGAAAUGUACUUGGUAUUACUUGGUCUGUAUUUAAUAUUAGUACCUCUUCAAGUUUAUGCUGCAGUCCAUCAACACCACCAUGUAACAAGACUGUAUACAGCAUCCUUAGCCCUUCAACUGCAAUUUGUUUUAUGUAGUGUGAUACAUAUGGUUAAAUUUGCUAUUGAUGGUGAAGGGAUUGAAGUUCUUUGCAUUGUAGGUGAUGUUAUGCAUCUCUUUGCUCAGAGCCUUUUUAUGCUGUUGUUGCUCUUACUUGCUAAAGGUUGGGCCAUAACUCGAACUGAACUGACUUGGAAACCUGUGCUGUUUUGUGUUUGGCUACUUUACACUUGUGUUGGAGUUCUACUUUAUGUAUGGAAUAUGACUGAAGUUGAUGUCAUUGAUGAUAUUGAUGAAUACCAAACAUUCCCGGGGUGGAUUAUCCUAAUUUUCCGUCUUGCAAUCAUGGUCUGGUUCUUGUAUGAGUUGAGAUCUACCAUGUUGGAUGAAAAUGACCGAGCCAAGUUACGCUUUUAUGUUCACUUUGGUGCUGGAAUCUUGGUCUGGUUUGUUUACCUGCCUGUUGUUGCAUUGAUUGCACUUCAAAUAUCUGCAUUAUGGAGGGCAAAACUUCUCUUAGGUAUUACCUCUAGUGCAGAUUUUCUUGCUUAUGCAAUCAUGGCACAUCUUUUGUGGCCAACUAGAAGCGAGCAAUACUUUCAACUUGCUUCUGAAUCUGAUCCUGGUGAAGAAUUGGAAGAAUUUAAUGAAGCUCCCCAUAACGUCCCGAGGCCUCAAAAAGUGUGAUGGCAUCAAUCGUCCGCAUGCUUCACAAAGAAUUUUAUUGUGGAUUAAAUUGAUUGCAUAAUUACCUCUAUAUCUUACCCCCCCCCCAUUUGAAAAAUAUUAUUAAAAUAUUAGAUAACUAAUAUUCAUUAGGAAAUACCAAAAACUCAUAGGGAAACAGUUUCAUGUUAGAGGCUUUAACAGUUGUGAUUUGUAGUUAUUCAAUUUGUUUUAUAAAUACAUAUAGAAACCCUAGUAGAAAUUUAGUCUCUUAAUGCUUCAUUAUGUCCUAAUUGCAUAGGUCUACUUGUUAAAUCAAAUAAAUGUAUUUAGAGUAGAGCUUUUUAAACUCUUUCUGCUUGCAAUUAUUUUUUAGUCAAAGGGAUUGUCAAGAUUACAAAUCUUCAUUUGGAAAAAAUAGGUAAGAACUCAAAGCAAUGAUUUUCAAUAAUUUUAUUUAUUUAUUAGAUUUUUUAAAAAAAGAAAUGAUUUCAUAUUGGGAUAUUUUUUGGUUACCAAUAUUAUGUACAACUUUAAGGGUAUCUAACUUAAUUGCUAGCAGAGGCCUAAAUUUAUGUAAAACAUACACAAAUCUUCAAUUUUUACGGAAAUAUGGAUUUAUUUCAAAAGCGCCUUUUAAAAAAGAAUGUGAACAGUAAGAAAGUGACUGUUACUUGCUUUCUAUUCUCUUCUGUAGUUUUUCUCACUUCAAAAUAUAUCUUGUACUCUAUGAACUACUUUCAAAUUCAGUAAUCACUGAACAGUAGACAUUUCUUAUCAUAAGAAAAAAUAAUUACUCAGUUUAUAAAUAUUUCCAGACAUGGAAAGAUUUUAUAUGCAAAUUUUUGGGUGUUUUCAAAUCUAACCUAUGAAUUCUGCUUUUCUAAAUUUCAUAGUUUAAUUUUUAAACAUUCUGAAUUAUAGAUAAUUAUUAAUGAUAAACCACAUUCGUCAAUUACUAUUAGUAUUAUCUUAAUGCAAAAUUCAGUGAGGUUCAUACUCUAGAAUUCUGUAUGGAAAUAAUACAAUUAGUAGUCAGACUUUCUUAAUAGUUAUACUAUAAUUAGGAAUUUAAAAAAGUAAGGUAUAAAAUUUUAAAAUUUUGUUGCAAAUUGUUUUAUUUAUUGAGCAAUGAUUAAUUACUAGUCAAUGCAUAAUUCAGAGAGGUUGAUAUUCCGGAAUUCUGUAUUGGGAUUAUACAAUUAAUAACGAAACAUUGGAUAAUGUGAUUUGUUAUUAGUAAUUAUUCCAUAAUUAGGAAUUUUAAGAAUUAAAAUACAAAAUUUUAAAAUUUUGUUGCAAUUUGUUUUGUUUAUUAAGCCAUAAAUACAUUAGUUUUAGGUCACAAGUUGGAUAACCUUGCUGUAUAUUUUAAAAAUAUUUCUACACAAUCACCUAAUUAGCAUUGCAUCUGGCACUUUGGAAACCCUGGUAUAGGAUGAAAUUUUUAUCUCUAUUAUAUAGAUUGCCCUUCUCUUGGCCUUUCCCAUAUGAUAUUUAUGUAAUUAGAAUUGUUGUGACUACUUAUAGAAAACACUAUGUAUAUAUGUUUUAUAAUGAUUUUUUAAGUGAAAAGGAAGAAUGUAUCUUGCUCAAUCAGUGUAUUUAUGUUAUUGUUUUUAUUUCUUUCUUAAUAUUUUAGUGUUCCCUUAUCAUUUCUUGUCAUUGCAACUAGUCAUAGAGUUAAUUUUAUUCCUAUAUUAUUUAACUAAAUUAUCUUGCAUUUAAGUUAGUGGUGGAAUUCUAAGAAUGAAAUAAAGCACAACAAAACUGCAAAGAAAACUUAAUUUCUUGCAAGUUUGGUGUCCCUGUCAUAUAUCUUACUGAUUUUUAUGCAUUUCAUUUAUAUUUGAUUUGAAAAAAAUUAUUUAUUUUUUUUAUUCACAUGCAUUU
This is a messenger RNA of Argiope bruennichi, 3520 nucleotides long. Its product is annotated as integral membrane protein GPR180-like. NCBI's taxonomy places the organism in Eukaryota, Metazoa, Arthropoda, Arachnida, Araneae, Araneidae. The record is from RefSeq and is a predicted model, not a curated record. The transcript has 6 exons. Gene Ontology annotation, biological process: response to pheromone; G protein-coupled receptor signaling pathway. Bases 185 to 1648 code for a protein of 487 amino acids.